CAAGGGACGUACCCUUUGGACCUAGAUCCGUGUACGACGGGUGUCAUCGUCUUGGGGCCAAUGAUGAGCACCGCGUCGAGCAUUCGAUGCCGAGUAGAUCAGAUACGAAUGUUGCCACACGCACUCGGCGUCUUGUCCCUUGCCUUGUCAGUUUAGAUGUACGACUUUUAUCGCAAAGCCAGUCAUUCAGACUGCAACAAUGUCGCAUCGGUACAAAUGCGCACAGUUGAGGGAUGUCGUUGCGACGUUGUACCCCUGACAACGCGGCAUUGAGACGGACAACCUGAACCACCACACGCUCGUUCGUGUGAUUGUGGAGCGUCUGGCAAGAUGCGCUCCCUGUUGCUGACGAUACUAGCGCUCGUCGCUGCUGCUUUGGCCGCAUCUGUCUCGACCCAAGAUACCGCUGGCUCGAUAGUCAUUCCAACCGGCCUUGACGACAUGAAGGCGCUGGCGGCUCGCGGGCUCAACUUUGCCCCGCCGCAAAAAUGUACGUUGCGGCUGUAUGACACUUCCUCUGCUCUGGUCUUGAGGCUCGAUUUCCUGUCCCAACUCGCUCUGAACGAUAUGGCUGUAAACUUCAUUCCCGAUCCGAGAAUACGGUUCCAUUAUCGCAGAUUCGGAGUAUCUGUCGAUGGCAAGCGUGUCGAGCGGUGCUUGACAUUCACCGACGGCAUCAACAACGUCGGCCUCUGCGUACGCGGGCCCUACGAUUCUCCGACCAUCGAGCGCUGGUACUUGGACAGCUUCUAUACGCCAGGAACUGGGUCAGAUUGGUUCAAGAUUGUCAAACCCACCUUUGUCGUCGACGGUAAGCCGCUGUAUCGAGAGUUUACAUCCUACAUAAAGCGUACAUGAGAAUUGCGAAAGAACGAUGGAUGCGCCGUAGCAGCAUAGGCUGGGCAGUAUCGUCUCUGUGAUGCGAUGUGGGGUUGCAAUGUUGUGACGUCAGGGCGUAUAUU
Molecule: messenger RNA, 962 nt
Organism: Mixia osmundae IAM 14324
Lineage: Eukaryota; Fungi; Basidiomycota; Mixiomycetes; Mixiales; Mixiaceae
Exons: 3
Coding region: 331-858 (175 amino acids)
Source: RefSeq, a predicted model, not a curated record